AUGUCUAUCCCCUCCUCGUCGAUCCUAGCGACGAUAGAAACGGCCUCCUUCGACACCAGCUCUGGCCAGCUGCUCGUCUCGAGUGAUCAUCUCAUUUCGACCGCUCGAUCUUACGCUGUCCACUUUGCUCCUUCCUACAUCCCUUCCUUUCAACCACCUCCUAGGGAACCCUACCAAUCCGUACCAUCUCUACCCCUCAACCAAGAUGAACCUUCGCCGACGGACGAUGCUCGACCGAGGAAGAGGAAGCGGAUCAAGAGGAACAGGGAAGACCUCACCCCUUUGGAACAUUGGAGCGCCCGUCAUAACGCCUUACAACGGUCCAGUACGGAUCACGAGACGGCGCAACAUCAUGAACGCAUCUUGGCGAGGUUGACCGAGGCGGUGGAGAAUAUCAGGGAAGAGGUAUUGAGAGGGACAAGAGGUGGUACACUAGACCGAGCUGUGCAAGAACAGACGCCGCCGUCGGAGCAACUCUGGCUGGGGAAUCUUGCUGGCCAAGUCCUCUGGGAGGCCAAGCCAGAGAAUGGGCGACCUGAAUUUGAUUGGGUAUCGUUACUCGAUCUUCCAGAAGAACCGUCUGACGGAGAGGUCGCGCCGGCACCUCUUCGACUGAAUCGCACGACCGAAGAACACGAAAACUCGAAGCUUUCUCCCAUCGAACUACCGAACCGGAUCAUCAUGAACGACUCGCCGGAACGACACGCUCUCCUCAAAUUGACGUCCAAUUCAAGCCUGGUCCUUCCUCCUCGUUCGGCAUUCUUGCUGCAAGACUUUUCUAGGUGGUCCUUACCCGGUUCACCGAUCUGGAGAUUCGCUCAGGUGAUAGGGGGUUGGGAUCUCGUCGUCCUCGAGUGAGUCACAAACCUCGACGGUGUGCGGUUCCUCAUCGAUAUUGGCGCGCUCACUUCCUUGUUCAUCCUAGUCCACCAUGGCCCAAUGCUUCAGCCGCUCGAUCCUCAUCCUAUCACACCUUCGACCCCUACGCCUUGGGCAAACUCGACAUGACGGCCCUCCUCCAGUCGGAGACUUCCACCCGACCCACUCUCGUCGCCGUCUGGUUGACGAACAAAAUCAAGGUACCCAAUUCACCUCCAAUCUACCUACAAGUCCCAGAGAAACCUGAUGUAUCUCUCCUGUCAUCUCUCAUCGCAGUACCGUCGUCUGCUAACGAACCAACUCUUCCCCUCUUGGCGUAUCGACCCUUCGACCCUCGCCGCCUGGUACUGGAUCAAGACCACCUCCCUAGGGCAUCCCCUAUGGUCCCUCGAUUCGACUCAUCGAAGGACGUACGAGCCUUUACUCAUGGGUUACUCGUUACCGAAAAAGUACGAUAAGGUGAAAUACCCUCUUCCGGCUUUGCCGAGGGACAAGGUUUUCUUGGGUGUUCCAUUGGGGCAUUCGAGGAAACCGGUUUUGGGCGAGUUGUUGGAGGGGUUCUUGGUGCGUAGGGAUGAGGCGGAGAGGGAAGGUAGGAAUGUGUUGGAGUUGUUUGGGAGGACAUCGGUUGGACCCACUUUGGGGAGGAGGGGAGGAGGGGAUUCGAAGGCUGGGGUGUGGCUGAGCGUCGGAAACGAGGCGUGCAAGUUCAAUGUCGUUGAGGAAGGUGGGACCUACAAGGGGUGGCUUAGAGAAAGGACAGAGGGAACCGCACAGCAGUGUGAAGCGUCAGAAGCAAAGAAAGAGGAAGCUGCGUAG
Molecule: messenger RNA, 1698 nt
Organism: Microbotryum saponariae
Lineage: Eukaryota; Fungi; Basidiomycota; Microbotryomycetes; Microbotryales; Microbotryaceae
Source: the annotation of a GenBank genome assembly